CGAAGAAGUAUUAGAUUGCGCCGAAGUUGUAGCUUUACGUAAAAUUCUACCCCAUCCAAACAUUUUAAAUCCACUAGAAUAUUACUAUGACGAUUCAUGUGGCAGACUAAUUUUAAUUUUUGAUUUAAUGGACAUGAGUUUGUACGAUUUAAUGAAGAUAAAAAAGAGGGGUUUCCCGGAACACAAAGCUCGAUUUUACCUGCACGAAGUUUUGAAAGGGCUUUAUCACCUCCAUAAAAUGGGCCUCUUUCAUCGAGAUGUCAAACCAGAAAAUAUUUUGAUUAACUUGCCUAAAACCCAUUCAACUCUUCAAUAUUCUUUUCAGGAAAGGGUAAAAUUAGCAGACCUGGGUUCUAUUCGGGGUAUAUACAGUAAACCACCAUACACAGAAUAUAUAUCUACAAGAUGGUACAGAGCACCGGAAUGUUUAUUGACAAAGGGAUAUUAUGGACCUAAAAUGGAUAUCUGGGCUGCUGGAUGUGUUUUUUACGAACUGAUAACCCUAACGCCACUUUUUGCUGGUUCAAAUGAAAUAGAUCAGUUGGCUAAAAUCCAUGCCAUACUUGGCACACCACCAGUCAGAGUUCUUAAUAAAUUUACUAACAAUAGAUCUCAAAAUUUUCAAAAUUUUCCAAAACAACGAGGAAAAGGUUUGAAUGCCGUUUUAGAAAAUCUAAGUGAUAACGCAAAAAAUGUGCUAAGAUUAAUGUUGGAAUACGACCCUAUGAAAAGGGUAACCCUUAAAAGAUUAUUAGAACAUUCUUACUUCGGUAGUUUAUCACGUAUCAAUAUGAGAUUAUCCGAUAAAAUGAGCGCGCCAAUCGGUACAAAAAGAAAGCAGCAAUAUUCCGAAGAAUAUAUCAAAGAUUCACGUAAAAGAGCAAUUAAAAGCUUCAGCUUAUGUAUGCAUAGUGUUCCGAAAAAGAUAAAAGUAAAUUCCUCUUAAACGACCUAUCGAUAUCGUUCAUACAUCAAUUUUUCUUUUUUGUCAUCUGUUAAACAUAUUAUUGAGGUAAACGAUAUUAUGAGUAAGUUAAAUUAUUGUCUGUGAAAAACGAAUAUAUU
Molecule: messenger RNA, 1065 nt
Organism: Agrilus planipennis (emerald ash borer)
Lineage: Eukaryota; Metazoa; Arthropoda; Insecta; Coleoptera; Buprestidae
Product: MAPK/MAK/MRK overlapping kinase-like
Exons: 6
Coding region: 128-946 (272 amino acids)
Biological process (GO): protein phosphorylation; intracellular signal transduction
Cellular component (GO): cytoplasm; nucleus
Molecular function (GO): protein serine/threonine kinase activity; ATP binding
Source: RefSeq, a predicted model, not a curated record